Durio zibethinus is the source of this 3063-nucleotide messenger RNA. RefSeq lists its product as uncharacterized. Lineage: Eukaryota; Viridiplantae; Streptophyta; Magnoliopsida; Malvales; Malvaceae. Gene Ontology annotation, molecular function: chromatin binding. The record is from RefSeq and is a predicted model, not a curated record.
AGGUUUUUAUAAAUUACAAAACUCCGCCAAAAAAAACAAUCUUUUAACUUUUCGUCAUCUACGCUCCCAAAUCUCUUUUCUCUCAAUCCUACUCUUCUGCCUUAAAAAAAAAAAAAAAUCAUUUAACAAAAUCUCUCUCGCCAAUUUACCCGCCAAAAAGUUCCCUGAAUUUUUAUAUUUAAGCUCACCAACUUUUUAAAAUUUCCACAUUCCCCCUUUAAUCUUCCUCUCUCCCUUUCCCACUCUCUUCUUCUGGCUGCGGUAUCUCUUCAGAACGACGUCGGUUUUUACAUUAGUAUUUUUUUUUAAUGGAUCCAGAGGUGGCUGUGAACCAAAACGCGGCUUUUGAGCCUUCUCCAACGGUAGGCGAGAAACGAGGGAUCGAAAACGGGGAUGUGUCCGUGUCCAAGAAGCAGCGAUGCGGUGGGGAAUUAAAAAGAGUGGCGCAGAUAGUGCUGGUGCUGUCGGCGAUGGGGAAGAUGAGGGGCGGAGGGAGGAAUCCCACAGCGGCGGAGACGGCGUUGAUGGCGGAGGCGCGUGAGACAUUAGCAGAGAUGUGCGUAGAGAUGGCGCCGAAGGAUAUUGUCGGGAGGGAGGCGAUAGGGAAUGUGAUUGAAGAGUUGGGCCUUAAUUCCAAACUCAGAGAGCAGAGAUUAGGGUUUAGGGGUACGGGAAUGUCGAUUUCUCAGAAGGUUUUGUUUGCUAAAAUGAAGAUGGAAGAACCCAAGAAAUUUAAUGCACCUGCUAUAUAUACAUCUCAGUCAUUGCAAACAAAUGUCAUUGGAUCAGCCGAAAACCGUGGAGCAUCACAUGCAGUUCACAUUUUACCAUCAGAUCGACCAAUUCAUGCAACUGUAUCUUCUGGAAGCUUCCCAGUUUCUUUGCCCCCUGCUCAUGUUACAACUGCAGGUUCAACUUCCUUACAGCAUCAAUUGCCCUCCAGUGAUGUAAAAAUGCCUUCAAUGUCUACUGGACUGCCAAGUGGCCAUAUAGGUAGGGAUUCGUCUUCAUUUGCAUACCCCAGGGUUGAAGGACCACAAAUUAAGUUGGAUGGAGGAUCAAAUGUGGCUUCUUAUGUCUCCCAAGUACCAGCUAAUUCUUCAGCAAGCCAUCCACUUGUGAAUGCUCCAACUUGGUCUAUACAGGCUCAACCUGCAGUAUUAGCCAAAUUCAGUCAAGAAAACAAGGUUUUGACACAUAAUCCUACUAAGAUUGAAGGAAGUGCUGGUCUGACUACAUCACAAAUGGCUCCUCAAGCAGUGAGAGACCAAACCUUUAGACCAUUCAUUACUCAAACUGCAACUGGAACUUUUCCAAGUGUGCACCAACCUGUGCAAGGCAUGAACUUUGCACAAGCUCCUCCAUCUAUUAAUAAUCACAAUGAAAUUGCUCGAAUUGUUCAAAAGUUGUUACAACCAAAGCUUCCAGAGCAUCCUACUUGGACUCCUCCUUCUAGGGAGUAUAUGAAUAAGGCUUUGACUUGCCAAACAUGCAAACUUACCAUUAAUGAAGUGGAAACUGUGCUGCUUUGUGAUGCAUGUGAGAAAGGAUUUCACUUGAAAUGUUUGCAGUCAAACAAUCAGAAAGGAAUCCCUAGAGGUGAGUGGCACUGUGCUAGAUGCUUGUCAUUGUGCAAUGGGAAGCCUUUGGCCCCUAAAUAUGGUCGUGUCAUGAGAAAUAUCAAUGUACCCAAAGUGCCUUCUAGCACAGCUGAAGCUCAGUCAUCUUCAGAGAAGAAAGUGGAAAAUCUAGACCUAAUGGUCAAUCAUGAGAAGGUAACAGCAAAUGGAAGCUCUGCUUUACAGACACCUGCUGUGGCUGGUACAGCGGACAGCAACUCUGUUGAGUCAGCAUCUGGUUCUAAGAUUCUAAAAGGGAACUUGACAAAACCUUUGGAGGCUGUAUGUGAUUCUCCUUCUGUUGCCACAGUAAGUGACAGACCUGAAGAACAUUCUCAAAUAACUGAAUCAUCUAUUCCUGAAGAAAGAAAAGAUCCUGCACCAGCAUCACAACCUGCUGAUACAUCAUCUAACACAAUCAGCAACAAGGUGGAUCAUUCACAGCCUUUACAUAACUCACAAGAUAACCAAACAGGGCAGCAAAACUGUGCUGAAGUUCCUUUGAAUAAUUGUCAUGAUGAAAGUUCUGGUGUUAAAGAUUUGGAGAAAGGCUUUUUGAAAGGAGAUAUUGACUGCAGUAUCAGGAGUAAUCAAAAUGAACAAGAUGCUGCAGUUGCACAAGUAAAUUCUAUUGGAAAUUCUGGAGCUACUAUUGAGAUUUCAAGGCAUCCUGAGUUUUCUUCUGAUGGUUUGCAUACUGUUGAAUGGACUGGUGAUGUAUUUCAAGUUGCGGAUGGGAAAAAGUUUUACCAGUCUUGUUGCAUUGAUGGCAUAACUUAUAAAGUGCAUGAUCAUGCUCUUGUUCAUUCUGGCCAGGAUAAACUGAUACCAUCCAAGCUUCAGGCAAUGUGGGAGGAUGGUAAAACUGGGUCAAAGUGGGUAGUUGUGAAAAGGUGCUAUUUUCCUAGUGAUUUGCCGGAAGCUGUUGCUCAUCCAUGUAACCCCGAAAGCUGUGAGGUUUAUGAAUCUAAUAACGAUAGCACUGUCAUGGCAAGCUUGAUUCAAGGCCCAUGUGAAGUUCUCCCUGCUGCUAAAUUUGAGGAAGAAAGGGAAAGACGAAGUCAGAUAGGAAUUGCGGCAAAUGAAGGAUUAAGGGCAAUUUUUUUGUGCAAAUGGCUUUACGAUGAAUUCAAAGGAAGCUUUCAGCCUAUAUCAAAUUAAUAUGGUUAUGCAUCUGCAUACUUAGCAUGCCAUCACUUUUUCUGUGGCAAAUUAUAUCCUCAACUCAUCAGGUAAUCAAAUUAACAAUAUCUUGAUCAUACAAGAGAAACUUUGUUUCGCAAUUAGCUUGUAUUACCCGGACCCAUUUAAUUUUUUGAAACAUUUUUGGAUAUACUUAUAUAACUGAUUAUGUCAAAGCAGGUUAAAUUCCUUGCUCAAGGCCUAACUUCGCCUAUUGGGCUUAAAUAGGCCCGGUUACUGUUUAAACAGUAUUGAAAUACCG